Archocentrus centrarchus (flier cichlid) is the source of this 3342-nucleotide messenger RNA. It is a transcript of the gene slc5a6a, whose product is annotated as solute carrier family 5 member 6a. Gene Ontology annotation, molecular function: symporter activity. NCBI's taxonomy places the organism in Eukaryota, Metazoa, Chordata, Actinopteri, Cichliformes, Cichlidae. Gene Ontology annotation, biological process: sodium ion transport; transmembrane transport. Gene Ontology annotation, cellular component: membrane. The record is from RefSeq and is a predicted model, not a curated record. The transcript is spliced from 18 exons. The coding region runs from base 236 to 2155 and encodes 639 amino acids.
CCGUAACUACAGCACUAUACAUCAGAAGCGUGGUUCACGGUGCUCAUGUUUGGCAGCAGUGACCAGGCAGCAUACUUCAAGUGUUGAGUGUCUAUCAGCCUGCAGCAGCUCAGUCUCACUCUCAGAAAGUCUCUCUAUGGGUGAAGCGUUUUCUUUGACGACGUAAUCUCAGCCUGUCACAGGCGGUGCAUCCGAAGGCCUUCACCCCCCCAGUUCCUCCACAUCUGUCCUCAACAUGGGGGAGGUAGUGCAGAUGCACUUCACCACGGUGGACUACGUCAUUUUCGCCUUGCUGCUGGUGGCCUCAGCUGGCAUCGGCCUCUUUUAUGCCUUCUCUGGGGGCCGCCAGCGCACAACACAGGAGUUCCUGCUGGCUGACCGCUCAAUGAGCUGCCUGCCUGUGUCUCUCUCCCUGCUGGCCACGUUUCAGUCAGCUGUGGCCAUCCUGGGUGCUCCGUCUGAGGUGUACACCUUUGGGACGCAGUACUGGUUCCUGGGAUGCUCCUAUUUCCUGGGUCUUCUCAUCCCAGCUCAUGUAUUCAUACCAGUCUUCUACAGACUGCAACUGUCCAGUGCCUAUGAGUAUCUGGAACUGCGAUUUAACAAGACGGUUCGCAUAUGUGGGACUGUGACCUUCAUCUUUCAGAUGGUCAUUUAUAUGGGAGUUGUCCUGUAUGCUCCAGCACUGGCACUUAAUGCAGUGACAGGAUUUGACCUAUGGGGGGCGGUGCUGGCUAUGGGAUUGGUGUGCACUCUAUACACUGCUUUGGGGGGGCUGAAAGCAGUGAUCUGGACCGACGUGUUCCAGACCGUGGUCAUGUUUGCAGGCCAGCUGGCAGUCAUCGUGGUGGGGGCUGGUCAGGCAGGGGGAAUAGCAGAGGUCUGGAGGAAAGCCAUCAACGGUAGCCGUGUUGCUGAACUAGACCUGAACCCCAACCCUCUGGAGCGCCACACUUUCUGGACUCUGGGUGUUGGGGGAGUCUUUCUGAUGCUGGCUCUGUAUGGCGUCAACCAAGCCCAGGUCCAGAGAUACCUCAGUUCCCGCACAGAGAAAGAAGCUGUCAUGUCCUGCUAUGUAGUGUUUCCAUGCCAGCAGAUCGUCCUGUGUUUAGGGUGUCUCAUGGGUCUGGUCAUGUUUGCUCGCUAUGGUGAAGAAAGCCCUCUGGACAAGGGCUACGUCAAAACUAAUGAUCAGAUGGUGCUGUACUUUGUGAUGGAUGUGUUCAGAGAUCUGCCUGGGCUUCCGGGGCUGUUUGUGGCCUGUCUCUUCAGUGGAGCGCUCAGCACCAUCUCAUCAGCCUUUAAUUCCUUAGCAACAGUAACUAUGGAGGACCUGAUUAAACCUCAUUUUCCAAACAUGACUGAAGCCAAGGCCACGCUGCUGUCCAAAGGACUCGCCUUGGGUUAUGGUCUCGUGUGUCUGGCUAUGGCCUACAUUGCUUCUAUAAUGGGAUCUGUGCUGCAGGCAGCCUUCAGUAUCUUUGGGAUGGUGGGCGGACCCCUGCUGGGACUCUUCUGCUUGGGAAUGUUCUUCCCCUGGGCAAACCCCACUGGUGCGGUGGUUGGGUUGGUAGCGGGCCUCGCCAUGGCCUUCUGGAUUGGCAUCGGCAGCUUUGUGAUGCGCAUGUCUGUUUCCAUGCCAGUAACCCCACUCAACACCACUGCUCUGCCACUGUUUGAUAACAUGACUGCCGCUGUCACGACCACACUGGCCCCCACAGCCAAGCCAGGGCCGACAGGUGUGGAGGCUCUCUACUCACUGUCCUACAUGUGGUACAGCGCUCACAACUCAGCCACUGUGGUGGUGGUAGGACUGUUGGUCAGCCUGCUAACAGGGCCUAUGAAGGAGAAGGAGCUGACCCCGGGCACAGUUUACCCCGUCCUGGGCACGCUGCUCUUCUUUCUGCCCGACCGCUAUAGAGAGAAACUUUGCUGUAUCACUCCUCUGGCUCAAAAGCCCAAACAAAUCAAGACACAACCUUAUCAAAAGGCCAAGAAAGACAGCAACGGAGCAGCCUACUCCAAAGAAGACACCAUCACAGAGGAGGAGAUGGAGAGCGACAGAGCCCAGACAGAGGAGGAAGACGCCGAAGUGAGGACGGCUCGGCCCUCGUGCCAGCUGAUGGCUCACACGGUUCAGGAGACAGCCUUGUGAUCCUGUUUUUACUUUGUAAUGCAGACAUACACUCUCAGCUCAGUCCAGUCUCUCUUGGUGAGAAAUGCAACAGAAAAAAAAGAUCAUAGAUAUGAUUCUGUGGCACUAAGUUUGGGUGUUGCUGCUCACAAUUAUUUUUCUCAAACAACUUGAAAUCAGCUUCUGCCAGGCUGGAACUGAGCUUUGGAAGCACAAGCAAAAGAAAUUCAUUGGUUAUUCUUCAUUUUUCACACUGUAGGCACAAAAAGGCUUUUUAACCUGUUCACACAUGUUCAGUCUGAAGGAAUAGACGGGGUAGCUUUCAUGUUACUGUUUGACAAAAAGUCCAGAAUCAGUUAAUUAAUCGAUACGGGAUUUAAAAAGUGUUAUUUUUGUAGAGAAGGUGGAAGCACAAAUCCCAGAAUAUGUCCAAGAGAAUAUAUUAAGACAGACUGAGCCCUUAUAGAGGGCAUGACAGGUUUGUGCUGCUGUGAUAUUGUAGUGUCUUUACAGGACCGUGGUCUGAAUAGUCACCUUCUAGCUGCUAAUACAGAUGUCUAAAUAGAGGUCCACUACAGCAAAGCUGUGUGUUCAGAUGAGGGCAGAGAUGGCUUCUCCUGCUGGAGCUCAUGAAUCCCUAACUGCCAUCCUAGUGUUCCUACAGCAGGACAAAAUAACCCGCUCGAUUGUAUAUAAAAGCAUGAUAUUAUCCAUAAAUGCGUCUAAUGUCUACAGUAACACUCCACUUAUGUGCCAAUUUCAAAUCCCAGGCAGUAAAUGCACUGAAUGGUAAAUGUAGUGACUUCGGACAGUAGUCGUCGUGCUCUGUUGUAUUGGAUGUACAAACAGACCCAACUUCCUGCUCUGUUGGAGCUACUUGAAGAGAUGGUGAGGUGCUGCUUAAUAUUAACAGUAGAUGGGAAUGUAUAUGGAAUUGAAAGUGGUGCACAGACAACAUAUGAAAUGGAGAAAUUUACUUUUUUUUGUUUGAAAAUUUGCUCAUUUUGAAUUUGAUGCCACCAACCAACUUGUAACAAAAGGCUGGAGAAGCUCUAUGCCUAAAAAAACACACACACACACCUAGCAGAAUAUCCCACAAUUACUAAGGUUAAUUAGUAUCGUGAUUGGGAAAUCUGGCCCUCAGGUGGUGCUGCAGUAAAAACACAGUCCUGUUAGGGAAUGGAAAUCAGCUGUCAUUGCUGCAUCCA